Rhizophagus irregularis DAOM 181602=DAOM 197198 is the source of this 1116-nucleotide messenger RNA. RefSeq lists its product as uncharacterized. Gene Ontology annotation, molecular function: adenylylsulfate kinase activity; ATP binding. Gene Ontology annotation, biological process: sulfate assimilation. NCBI's taxonomy places the organism in Eukaryota, Fungi, Glomeromycota, Glomeromycetes, Glomerales, Glomeraceae. The record is from RefSeq and is a predicted model, not a curated record.
GAUCACAUAAAAGUAACUUUAUCCGAUAUGUAAAAAAAAAAAAGUUAUAUAUCCUUAAUAUUCUUAUUUUAAUUUUUAAAAGAACUUAAACUUAUUUAUGAUGUCUACAAAUAUUACUUGGCAUGAAGGACAAGUAACUCGUUCAGAACGAGAAAAUUUACUUAAACAAAAAGGUUUAACGAUUUGGUUUACCGGACUUUCCGCUUCUGGUAAAUCAACUUUAGCAAGUGUUCUAGAACAACAUUUAUUACAUUUAGGUAUAUCUAGUUAUAGACUUGAUGGUGAUAAUAUUAGAUUUGGAUUGAAUAAAAAUUUAGGCUUUGGUCCGGAUGAUCGUACUGAGAAUAUUCGUAGAAUUGCAGAAGUUGCAAAACUUUUUGCGGAUUCUACAACAAUUGCGUUGACUUCUUUUAUUUCACCAUAUAAAGCUGAUCGUGAUUCUGCAAGAAAAUUGCAUGAAGAUAAUGGUAUCCCAUUUAUCGAGGUUUUUGUUGAUGCACCUCUAGAAGUUGUUGAACAACGUGAUCCAAAAGGUUUAUAUAAAAAAGCAAAAGCCGGGGAAAUCAAGGAAUUUACCGGUAUUUCUUCUCCAUAUGAACCACCAACAUCUCCUGAGUUACAUAUUCAAACUGAUAAAACUACAAUAGAAGAAAGUGUAAAGAUUUUAGUGAAUUAUCUAAAGGAAAAAAAAUAUAUUUCUACAUUAUAAAUAAUUAUGUAAAAUGCUAAAUCUCAAUAAAUCAAGUUUUUUUAAUGAUUUAAAAAGCGUAUAACAAAUGUUUAUAUAAAAAAAAGUUCAAAAUUUUCAAUUGUUAAUUUAAAAAAUAAAUAUGAUAUUUAACGUCUCCAUCAAGGAGACGAUAAUCUUUUUUUACGUCUAUAUAUGAAUCUGUCAAAUUAUUGUAACGAAUAUUAUUUUACAUCUUAACUCCAGACAUCUUCUUGAUAUCUUCCUUUGCUUCUUAAAUCUUUAACAUAAUUUGUUGCACUAGUUUCAUCCAUUCCGCCACAUGAUUGAGCAAGUUGACCAAGGGCCGUAUUAACGUCACGUGCCAUAUUUUUGGCAUCACUGUAGUUAAAAAUUAAUUUGUAUUUAGUAAUCAAACUUUUUGAUCG